AGAAUUUAGAAAGAUGUUCACAGUAGUUUCCAGUCAACGCAUUUUGCUGAGCACAGUGGGGCCCAGAGUUCUCCCAGUGCUGCCGAGGCUGAACAAAAGAAGCACGUGCAGUUCUGACUGGGCCAGGCAGCACCUUCGACAUUUGAGUGUGACAGUUGGAGACCGGGCAGAGCUCACGAAGGCUUUUACCCAGAAGGACGUUGUUACGUUUUCAGAAUUAACAGGGGACGUCAACCCCUUGCACUUGAACGAAGACUUUGCAAAGCAGACAAAGUUUGAAAGGACCAUUGUUCAUGGAGUUUUGAUCAAUGGGCUGAUUUCUGCGCUUCUGGGUACCAAAAUGCCUGGUCCAGGCUGUGUGUUUAUUUCUCAGGAGAUUAACUUCCCAGCCCCUUUGUAUGUUGGAGAGACUGUGUUAGCGACUGCUGAAGUGAAAAGGCUGAAGAUGUGUGUUGCUUUUAUUGAAGUAUCAUGUUGUGUAAUAGAGAAAAGAAAAACUGUGAUGGAGGGCCUAGUUAAAGUUAUGGUCCCAGAUGCCCCUGGUUCUUGAACCAUGUGUUAAAGCUACAGAAUCAGAAACGUAUUCAUGUGAAAAUUAAAGUACAACUGGAGAGGUGGUGCAGUGGAUAGAGCACUGGCCCUGAAGUCAGGAGGACCUGACUUCAAAUCCAGCUUCAGACCCAUGAU
Vombatus ursinus (common wombat) is the source of this 687-nucleotide messenger RNA. It is a transcript of the gene HTD2, whose product is annotated as hydroxyacyl-thioester dehydratase type 2. The transcript has a single exon. The record is from RefSeq and is a predicted model, not a curated record. The coding region runs from base 14 to 550 and encodes 178 amino acids. Lineage: Eukaryota; Metazoa; Chordata; Mammalia; Diprotodontia; Vombatidae.